CAUCCGUUUUAAGGUCUUCUCGGAGGACAUGAACAAUGCUUCCAGGUACUGCACCGCUGCGGGAGAGUCCCGCCCGAACAUGGAAGGGGGAACCCGCGUGUGCCGGCGGAAGGAUGUUCUUACGGCCGAAAAAAAGUCCAUGAUCUUGAAUCAGGUGCUUCCCCGAGCCAUCAAGCUGCACAUGGAUCGUCUCCACAUUCAGCCGUUCACGGGCCCAGUGGUUCUUCCGAAUUUUUCGGCUGGAACAUUAUGCGGUGAGUUUGAAAUACCCAGCUCCCACCACACGACGGGUGUGUCCGGCGCGGACAUGGUUUUGUACGUUGCUGCUGCGCCGACUAGAUAUUAUACUCAUGCGUGGGCAGUGGCAUGCUUUGCAUUGCCUGAUGGGCGUCCUGUGGCCGGGGUGAUAAAUUUUGGCCCGCAUGCAGUCACCGAUUCGGAGUUCAGUGUUCGUAUUGCGGCACAUGGGAUUGCGCACGCGCUCGGGUUUGAGUAUUUUUAUUUUUUUCUCAGGAAUAUGACACAGACGAUACCUGAGGUUCGUGGAAAGAAGAAUGUGGUUGUUGUGUCUUCACCCAAGACGCUGGAAAAGACUCGUGCGCACUUCAACUGCACAAGUGCCCCUGGAAUGGAGCUGGAGGAUGAGGGUCAGGGUACAACGGCAUCAUCGCAUUGGAAGAGACGCAACGCAAAAGACGAGCUGAUGGCUGGCGGCGCCGGUGCCGGCUACUACACGGCGCUGACGUUGGCUGUUUUUGAGGACAUGGGCUUUUACAGGGCGCAGUGGGACAUGGCGGAACAGAUGCCAUGGGGCAGCAACUCCGGCUGCGAACUGCUGACGGAGAAGUGCUUGACCAAUGGCGUCACCCAGUACCCGGAAAUGUUUUGCCACGCCGCAAGCAAAGUUUUGCUAUGCACAUCGGAUCGUUUUGCAGUGGGAGACUGCGAUAUUGUCAGCCACCUAAAACCCCUCCCCGUGCACUUUCAGUACUUUGCGGAUCCCAGACGCGGCGGGUUCCUUGACGACAAAAUGGACUACUGCCCUCUCAUUGGGGAAAGCCAAGCCACGGGGUGCAUCGAUGGUAGGGCAGACAUUAUGCCUGGAAGCCGCAUUGGCCCAAGCUCAAGGUGCUUAAAAGGGGUUGGGCUGCGUGAUUCUAUUGGUCUCACUGGGGACGUCUGCGCUGAGGUGUCGUGCGACAACGACACCGUGAGUGUGCGGUACCUUGGUGAUGAAACCUGGCAUGCGUGCCCAGAGGGCAGCACUAUCACACCAACUGGGCCGGUGUUCGUGAGCGGGAAGAUUGUUUGCCCGAGGCGCAUCGAAGUGUGCUUAUGUCCACUAGAAACGCAGUGCUGGCGCUGA
Messenger RNA from Trypanosoma rangeli, 1366 nucleotides. RefSeq names its product surface protease GP63. Gene Ontology annotation, cellular component: membrane; cytoplasm. The transcript has a single exon. The annotation marks the transcript as partial. Gene Ontology annotation, molecular function: metalloendopeptidase activity. Gene Ontology annotation, biological process: cell adhesion; proteolysis. Lineage: Eukaryota; Euglenozoa; Kinetoplastea; Trypanosomatida; Trypanosomatidae. The record is from RefSeq and is a predicted model, not a curated record.